AUCGCAUCAACUUGGAUUCAUCCGUCCACUUACAAUGUCUUCUACAGAUCAGUUACCUGCUCUGUUUGGAGAGCUAGAGCGAUUUGUAUCUCAAGCCGAAUAUGACAAAGCUCUCAAGAUGUGCGACAAAAUUCUCGGCAUUGCUUCUGAUGAUCAGGACGCUUUGCACUGCAAGCUGAUUACCUUGAUCCGCUUGGAGAAGUACUCUGACGCCCUGGCACUCUUGUCCAGAAAGUUCAAAGGCGAGAACAAGUUUCUGUUUGAACGUGCCUACUGUCUGUACCGUAGCAAUCAAUUGGCUCAAGCAUUGGAAGUCAUUGAGACGGCAAACCAAUCAGGCCAGCAAGAUGUUGCCACACGACACCUGGAGGCUCAAUUGAACUACCGCCUUGAGAACUACGCCGCUUGCCUCGAUAUCUACCGAUCACUUCUCGAUGAAAUGAACGAUGGUGAAGGCAGCUACUACGAAGUUCUUGCAAAUUACAAUGCCGUAAAGGCAUCUAUGCUCACGUUCACUGGUUCCUUGAACGAAAAGCAUGAUUUGAAGGAUAACACCGAAACAUAUGAACUUGCUUAUAACUCUGCCUGUGGUCAAAUUGCCCAAGGCAACUUGACCAAGGCUCAGGACCUGUUGGAAUCCGCAAAGAAGAUUUGCAGGGAAUCUAUGAUCCGAGAUGAUUAUACCGAAGCUGACAUUGAACAAGAACUUGCUGUCAUUGUCGCCCAGUUAGCUUAUGUCUAUCAGCUGCAGGGCAAGACUGACCAGGCGGUUGAGCUUUAUCAGUCUAUUGUCAAAUCAAGCUCUGCUGAUCCUGUAGUCUCCGCCGUAGUGGCCAACAAUUUGGUUUCUGCCAAAAAGAAUGAAGAUCUAUUUGAUGCUGCCAAGAAGUUGAAGGCUGCUAGUGCCAAAGAACUUGAUAGCAAGCUCUUCUCCCAUCAAAAGCGUGUGAUUUCUAUGAACGAAGCUCUUCUUAACCUUUACAUGCAUAAGUACAAUGCCUGUACAGAUUUGACUCAAAAACUUUUGGAAAAGUACCCUGGCAACGAAGACUUGUACUUGAUUUUAGCUGCAGUUUCCGCUCACCAAAACAAGAACAGCAAAGCACUUGCCGAUUUGGAAUCGUUCGCCAAAGAACAGCCGCAAUCUCUUGCCAUUCGUUUUGCUAUCAUCCAACUCCAACUCAUUGAUGCCAAGCGCACGGCUGCUUUGGAAACAUUGGAGAGCUACCUCAACGAAGUCAAGUCUCAGCCAGAAGUCUAUUAUCAACCUGCUCUCAUUGCUCUCCUUGUGUGGUUGUAUGAACAAACUGGGCAAUCUGAACGGGCUAUGCAAACAUUAGAUGAUGCGUCAGCGCAGUGGAAGAAGGGUACCUCCUCUACGAGCACCAAGCCUCCUUCCUCGAUCCUCAAGCAAACCGCUGCGUUCAAGCUCAAAGCUGGACGAUUCCAAGACGCAGCUACUGACUAUGAACAACUUGUUAAGGCAGACCCUAUGGAUGCUCAAGCCAUUGCUGGUUUGAUUACUGCGUAUGCUGAAGUCAAUCCUGCUAUGGCCGAAAAGUACGGAAACUCACUUCCCGCAUUUGAGUCCGGCGAAUUGGAUCUCGCCACUCUUGAAUAUGUUGUUCCUGGUGUCAAACGCCGAUACGUGAAGAAGGACGGUAAAGAUGGACAUGUUGCCAAGAAAUCUAAAAACAAGAAGAAGAGAAAGGCAUUGUUGCCCAAGCAAUAUGAUGCACAAGCCACUCCAGACCCUGAAAGAUGGUUGCCUAAGCGCGAACGUUCCAGUUACAGAGCCAAGGGUAAGAACAAGAAGGCCUUGGCUAAAGGAUCACAAGGUGCUAGCGAUGUUGGAGGAGGCAUUGGCGGCACUGGAAGCGCAAAUAUCGCAGGUAUGCCAAAGCAAGUGCCUGUUGCUACCCCUGAAGUUCAGCCUGAAGCUGUCGCUGCAAGCUCACCCAAGCCCAAACCCGCUGCUAAGAAGAAGAAGAAGGGAAAGGGUAACAAGUGGUAAAAUAACGUUCUAACCCAGCCGAUGCUAUCAUUGAUGAUCAGAUAAAUGCUGCUUUAUAACG
This is a messenger RNA of Umbelopsis ramanniana AG, 2075 nucleotides long. RefSeq lists its product as uncharacterized. The coding region runs from base 35 to 2014 and encodes 659 amino acids. The transcript is spliced from 5 exons. Gene Ontology annotation, cellular component: signal recognition particle, endoplasmic reticulum targeting. Gene Ontology annotation, molecular function: ribosome binding; 7S RNA binding; protein binding. Gene Ontology annotation, biological process: SRP-dependent cotranslational protein targeting to membrane. Lineage: Eukaryota; Fungi; Mucoromycota; Umbelopsidomycetes; Umbelopsidales; Umbelopsidaceae. The record is from RefSeq and is a predicted model, not a curated record.